CUGGUUAUUGUAGUGGUUUUGUAUGCACACUUAAAGCCAGCCGCAUCUCCCAAACAGCGAGACGCUGUGAGAUUCCUUAGCUGUAAGGUGUUCAAGAUGAAUUAUUGUGGAUAUGAAAAUGGAAUGACCCAUUAGCGGAUGCUAUCCUCGGACGAAGACGAAAUGUCCAUCAACUUCGAUCCUGCUGUGAAGACACCGGUGAAGAUUUUGCGCGAAACGCCGCUAAAGUACCAAUCGAACGAUCACAUAAACAACCUGCAAGAGGAAAAAGAAAACUUCCUCAAGUUUGGUAAAAUACCACGGUUCCAGUUCGCCGGCGCUGUGGACUGGCUAGGUACAAAUAAGAAGAACAGUGAAAUACGAUUUGACUUUUUUCAAGAAGCGCGUUACAUUUUGGAGCGCGUGAGGGAUGUAUACGGCGGCGGCGAUGUAUUUUUUGACGCAGCUUUUGGAGAAAAGAUUUUUCUUAGCCAAGCGUCUCAGACUGUCUUACAGUAUUUAAAAUCACACGGUUUAGAUGGUUCUCUGAGUGUAUACUGGACAAGUGAUUUGAACUGCAGUGGGAAGAUGUUUUGGCAAGGACCCAAUGUACGCUACAAUCGACCCGAAGCACGGAAGUUUAGUUUGUGGCUCAAGAAAAGCAGCGAAAAUGUUUAUCUCCGAGAACUCGGAAUUAAAAGUUUGAUGGACCACGAAAUUGGCACUCAUUUUGUAUCCUUUUUCGUCUUUCAAGAUUUCAUUUCCUGUAAACUUUAAAAUCAAUUUUAAUCGUGUGAUCAGAGAUUCUGAAAUAUCAUAUAAUAUUUAUUCUUCCGGAAAACUGACCAUGUAACUUGUUUAAAUAGUGAAUCACCUCCUGCAAAGGUUUUUCUUAAUCAAAGUCACAAACGCUUCAUAUACUUCAUCGCGAGAAUCUGUUUCCAUAGCACCUCUCGAUCUGAUCUUAAAAAAUUCUCGUAAUGUGAAUGUUCCCUCUCAGAUCUAGAGUGUGUCACGAACUUAAAAUUCAUAUAUUUUGCGGUGGAAGCUCAUGGCAGCUGAGUUUAUUUGAGAAUGGGGUUUCAUUCAUGAGACUGGGGUUUCAUUCAUGUUCCAAUUGUCGUUAAGUCAAUAGACUGAUUUUGGGAAGAAAAAAUUUUCGAUCAUUGUAUCUUUGCGCACGUUUUAUUUUGACUCUUAAUUCGUAGCACAAGACCGGCGAACGAUAAAAUCUACUUGUAUAACGAGAUAUCAAUUUACUUUUCCUUUGUUUACAUAAACUUCUGUUGUUUAUGUAGCUGUCAGUCUUUUAAACAACAGGGUACAGUAGAAACAUGAUGUAAACGUGAUGAAGAAUUUUCUCGUCUCCUCAACCUUAAACUUACGUUACAUAAUCGAGAGUAACUUGAGGACUAAGUCGUCCGCUUGCUUUCCUGUCCAUAAACACAAAUGGAAGUAUGGCGUACUGUACAUGAUCAAGUAUUGUACAGAGAAUUGGUUCGCUAUUUCAGCUUUUGGUUAGCGUACUGUAGAAUUCACGACUUCUACCGAUGAUUAUUUACAUUGGCUAAUGGUAAUUUCGAUUGUUAUGAACUGCCUUUGACACUCUUGGGUGAAUGAUGCAUUGUGUACCAUCGUAAUUGGCUUUAUAAGCUACUGGUGGCAGAUUAAUUAAUCUAAUCACUUAUUUAUAAAACAACUAAACGUUGCGAAGUUGGCUUCCCUCAUAAACUCGUCGAGGGAAGUAAACUUGAUUUUACAGUGCAUUUUUGACCCAGAAGAGAAGGUGCCAAAAAGACAUGACAUCUAAGACGAACAGGUUCAAUUAGGUGAAAAACUUAAGGCUGAGAACAGUUUGUGUAGAGUCCAAACUUAUUUAUCCAGAAAUGCACAUCAAGAAAUUGCGAAUGUUAACGCAAGAAACACCCUGGCAAUUCCUUGUUAUGUACUUUUUCCCUCCCACAAACGGUCACAGCCUUUCCUACCAGAAGGUCAUCCCUUUCCUAGCUGAUUUUCCUUAACUCUUCAAUCUCGCGUUUCAGCUCAGGGCCACAAAUGAUGGUUUGCAGCCGUGGUACUCAAACAGGAAGAAAUUCGACCUUCGCUCUCCUAGGUCUUACACUGGCAGAGUCAACGAAGAAGGUCUGGCAGCGAUCAAUACCAUUUAUCAGGCGCAAGUUAAGAUGCUAUUUCUGCCAGCGUUACUCUACUGUAAGUAUCUAUCUUAACCCUUUACUCCCUAGCAUCAGUUUGCAUAUUCUCUAUACUGUUCCCUAUACAUUUACUAAAGGAUUUGACGAGGAGAAUUUGUUUAACAAUCGGGGUGAUAAUGUAAGGAGAAAUAAGAUGCUUGUCGCGUGUUUAGUAUCAUCAUAACGAACUUCUUAGUCGCACCGCUCUUUCGACACAUCGUUUCAGACACAGCAUGUAUGUCGACUGAAAUGUCCUUCAAGGAGCUGUUUGAGCAUCUAGCGAUGUACAUAUACGACCCAGAGCAGCGAUGGAAGCAGGUGGUACGGGCCAAGAGGUGUCUCUCCAAUUGCAGCGACAUUGGAGGCUGUGGAUAUGAUCAGUGCUAUUUUGAAGGUAUACUUAAAUACUGAAGUAGGCGUAAAAACUAGACUGUUUUAAGUUCUUCUGGCCAAACUCAACUGAAAUACAAAAAAGAUGAGAUUCAUCGAUUUCUGAAAAAAGGAAACAUCAAAGAAAUUCUGACAAAAUAAUAGUAAUGAAAGAGAAAAGAUUCAACAUCUUUAAAAAAAAAGAAAGAAAACCUUUGUGCCGGUGGUGGGCGUAUAUAGUGGAUGAAAUAAUACAAGAUGGCGUUAAAUUCCGUCCUUCCUCUCGCCCCUUCUUCCCUGUUUUUUGCUUUGACUUGUGAUUUUUAAUUCAUUCUCCUUAUCAUUUCAGGAGCUGUGACUAUUUUGCGUCAAGUGAACGAUAUCGAUUUCAAACUGAUGUAUGCCGGAAAAAUAUGUUGCGACGAACUGCAGAGGAUCAAGCGCAUUGCUCGACAGGGCUGUGUUAAACUACCUCACUUCCUAAAAGACAUAGUAGCCUACAAGAAAACACUGAACGAAAUUGCUCUAACGAAUGGACUCAUACAGAAAAUUAACAGACCUUUGUUAUGCCGAAAUAACUCUCGACCUAAAGUGCGCAAAAAGAAAUCUCUAGUUUCACCGCAAGAUCGAGUCCAGUCCAGAAUUUUUAGUUGUCCUAAAUCAAGAUCGCGAAGUGGUCCGCUUUCAACGACUCUUCCAACAAGGAUUUUGCCUCGGCGUUCUGACAUGUAUAGAAGGCUGUGUACUAGCGUGGCUUCUUUCGCACCUCUGUCAUCUUAAGAGAAGAAUUAAUAAUAGAGCUUGCAUUGUUUUAAAUUGAUUACGGUUUUUGAGUCUGGUUGGAAUUUAUUCAAGGUGUGCGUGUUAAUUCUAGCGUGGAUAGAAAUAAGAACUGAUAUUGCUGUAC
Molecule: messenger RNA, 3447 nt
Organism: Pocillopora meandrina
Lineage: Eukaryota; Metazoa; Cnidaria; Anthozoa; Scleractinia; Pocilloporidae
Source: the annotation of a GenBank genome assembly